Acaulospora colombiana is the source of this 433-nucleotide messenger RNA. NCBI's taxonomy places the organism in Eukaryota, Fungi, Glomeromycota, Glomeromycetes, Diversisporales, Acaulosporaceae. The record is from the annotation of a GenBank genome assembly.
GCGAAGCCUAUUGGUUCAAGCAAGGGGUCCGCAAAGGUCAGUGACCACCUCGAAACUUCAACAAGCGUUAAUCCCUUCUCAGUCAUCUUAUACAUUCACAUGUACACUAUGAUUCGUAAGGAAUUUUAUCCAUUUGUUAACCUGGAGCUGACGCAGAGUAGCAUGUGGGAUCCUGAUGGUUGGAUGGCUUAUUUAUCUUCAAUUGUCACCCUUCGACUCUUUUUGGGCAUCUCUGGCCUGAUUGUCACCCUAACCGGAUCCUACAGCACCAUAUGGACAUGUGAAGAAGUCAACUACACACUCCAAAACGAAGCCUCUAACGGUACUUUGUACACCUACCCAGAGUGCAUCGUCAACCCUUCCACCUCGCAUCAAGUGAUCGUACCUGCCGACAUGUCUGAAGAGCCUCUUGGUGUCGCAUCGGCAUUCCGAA